Molecule: messenger RNA, 1671 nt
Organism: Toxoplasma gondii ME49
Lineage: Eukaryota; Apicomplexa; Conoidasida; Eucoccidiorida; Sarcocystidae
Exons: 10
Coding region: 1-1671 (556 amino acids)
Biological process (GO): intracellular signal transduction
Source: RefSeq, a predicted model, not a curated record
AUGGACCGUUGCCCCCACCAGCUGGUCCUCCCCAAUGGCAAAAAGAUGUUAGUGUGGCAGAGAGGGGACGGCCGAGCGCCGACCGUUAUUCAACAUCGGAUGGGCAAAGAUGACCUUCUUGUAUUAGUAAUUAUUGGUGCUAACCCAUCGACCUUGUUGCAGCAAUUGCCUGGAGAGAAAGCGGCUCAGGUCAUGCGGCAGUACUUGCUUCCCAUGUUCGAAGUGCACCGGAUACGUCAAGAAGAAAUCGAGCGCCAUGAAAGACUUGGAACGUCUACCACACGGAAGGAACCCAAGCUAGAAGUGCCGACAUCUACACCGCGGGCAGCCUCUCCAGUGAGCCCGGGAAAAACAGCAGUGCUGGCGGAAAUGCAGUUGAGUGACUCGCUCCUGAGUGAGCUGCAGGUAGCAAAAGAGGGAAAUGCGGUUUUGAGGCAGCGCCUCACGGUCUCGGAAACGGCAUGCAAAGAGCUCUACGAGAAACUGGAAGCUGCGACGUCUUCUCUAGCAAAACUGAAAGUCGAACUGGAGCAAACUAAGCAAAAGACUGAGAGUGACUGUGCUUCCCUAAGGUGGCAACUACAGCAACUAGAAGCGCUGAUCGGACAGCACCAGGAGGAACAGAGCCGCCUCUCUCAGACUGUCACGGAGCUCCGACAAACGAAUGAGGAAUUGAGCAGAAAACUCACCGUCACACGAAAUACCGCAUCUCUCCUGCAGCACGAACACGAGGUCCUCACAGAGCAGGUCAGAGGCCUCUCUGCUGUUACGAAAGACCUACCCACUGUAAAGAGCUUGCAAGACGCUCUCCUGUUCGAGGAAAUUGAAGAAGAAAUUUGUAUUCUCUCUGAUUUCAUUUGGUCCCGGUCAACUGCAUUUCAGUCAGUUUCGAAGGCGCAUAUCGAUGACAUCCAGAAGUUCUCAGCAAACCUGCAGAACGAGUGCGCCAAGCUGGCUAACGAGCGGACUCGACUGCUUGACAUCAAGAAGGACUUGACACUUCAACGGGACCGUCUGGCUGCAGAGACGAACCGGUUGAGGAGGGAGCUGGAGGAGACUCGCCUGCAAGUUUCCAAAGAGAGCGCGCAGCAGUCGGAGGAAAUAGAGAAUCUUAAAAAGGAACGUGAAGAGAUGGACAAGCAGAUGAAAGAGCUACGGGAGGAUCGUGAUAAGCUGAAGCAGCGAAUAGCGCGAUUCAGAGCGCGCCGAAAGAUGUUCGAAGCCCAGCAGCGGACGUGCAAAAACUGUGGUAAAGACUACGAGGAAACCGAGAAUUACAAUUGGAGUUGCCGGACUCAUCACUCAGAGUAUGGAGGCGAAAUGUGGUGGUGCUGCGGAAAACUGGGGAAGAAUGCUCCCGGAUGUCGAUUCAGCAAGCACGAAUCCAAAGACGAUGAUGAUGAGCUUGAUGCAGAGGAGAAGAUGGAGAGAGAAGCAGCGAGUCAUUGUCCGAAGGAUCCGAAUCCUCGGGCUGGUGGUGCCGACGUGAACGGGAAAGAGGAACUUCGUCGGUUAGAGAUUCUUGGCAAUCAAGAGAGAUCUCAGCAAAGACGUCAGUCAGGAUUGGACAUGGCCGUAGAGCUCGCCGACAAGUUCGGUUACGAAGGACUGAGAGAGCCCCUUGAUGACGAAGAUAUAUUCAUGGUAGGGGGAAUCAUAGGGUGGAUAUAA